Messenger RNA from Pseudovirgaria hyperparasitica, 663 nucleotides. RefSeq lists its product as uncharacterized. NCBI's taxonomy places the organism in Eukaryota, Fungi, Ascomycota, Dothideomycetes, Acrospermales, Acrospermaceae. The record is from RefSeq and is a predicted model, not a curated record. Bases 1 to 663 code for a protein of 220 amino acids. The transcript has 2 exons.
AUGGCACAGAUCGGCCUUUCACAAGAGUGGCACUCCGCUCUCCAAGAGCUUUGCAUGUUCGAUGGGGACGAAUUCGACCACAGGGACGUCUCCCUGUGGAAGUACAUCUUGAGGAAUCUCGAAGGCCUCAGUAAAGUUAUCGACAUUGAUGGCCUGCUCAACGACUAUGACCCCCAUCCCGCUCUGUUCCAUGCUAUAUUUUGCGACAUCCGACUGAUAAACUACGACUUCCAGUUUGCGAAGUUUCUUGAGUCUCGACUCACUGAACUCCCUUUCACUGAAUCUGUCGCCUUCCAGCAGACGUUCAAAAACGGUUUUUCCGAUCACCUCCUCUACACCGAAUGGCGGAACUCGUACGCACUUGUCCCUGGUCGAUCUGUAAACGCUACAGGCGGUCUGAAGUCUGUACCCUGGCUGAGGUAUCUGUACGACCAUUCCACUUUUCGAGAUGAGGACUAUGAGAAGGCAUUCCUAGAUGCUGGAUACCAUCGUGCGAGACCAGUCGAGACCUUGGGUAGGCUGGAACAGCAUUUGUGUAGCCUCGUGGGUGGGAGGCUAACAGUCAGCGGUGAGACGGUCGGCGGUACUGAUGAGCGCUGGAAGCAUCUCGCAUUGUGCGCAAGUUCUUGUCAAUGGCUGCGGCUAGCGCCUGUGAGUCUAUAG